UACGGGGUGUCAGUGUGUCAUGUGCAGCCUAGAAGACUGAAGCAGCCACGCUGCGUAGUGGCUAUCAUUAGCCAGACAAUGGUGUUUGGAUUGCAGGCACAGCGUGACAUUCUAACACUUAAGUAUUAAGACUUUUCCGGUAGCAAUUCUCCAGUGUCGUAAACUGUUACACAGUGUUGUGCCUGGAGGUUGACAAAAACGGCAGCCGCAGCGACAGGCCGCAAAUGGAGCCGGGGACGUCGCGUGAAAUUCCGAGCGCCGCGGGGUUCCCUAAACCGACCGGUGUACGGGAGGAGACUCCGGGGGAAGAGGCGAAAGGCGGAGAACGGAGCAUCGGGAUUCUGAAAGGAGGAGCGAAAGAAGACACCGCGGUGGUGGUGGAAGCGCAAUGCGAGGAUGAACAAGAGAAGUACAUCAAAACCGGAGAGGGAGAAGAUGCCACCAGCAAACACGAGGAGGAAUUGGACCCACGAAUUCAGGAGGAGCUGGAACAGCUCAACCAGGCCAGCGAUGAGAUCAACAAGCUGGAGCUGCAGCUGGAUGAUGCCAGGUCCAGCUACAGGAGGAUCCUCACUGAUUCUGCCAGGAAGCUCAAUGCUCAGGGCUCUCAGCUUGGUGCCUGCAUCGAGAAAGCAAGGCCCUACUAUGAAGCUCGCAGGCUCGCCAAAGAGGCUCAACAGGAGACCCAGAAGGCAGCUCUGAGAUAUGAGAGGGCUGUGUCCAUGCACACUGCUGCCAGAGAGAUGGUCUAUGUGGCAGAGCAGGGCCUCUUGGCUGACAGGAACACCAUGGACCCAACCUGGCAGGAGAUGCUUAACCACGCCACUGCUAAGGUGAACGAGGCGGAGGAGGAGCGCCUCCGCAGUGAGCGGGAACACCAGCGCGUCACUCAGCUCUGCCAGGAAGCUGAGGCUCAAGUCCAGACCCUCCAGAAAGCCCUGAAGAAGGUCAUCCUCAAAUCCAAACCUUACUUUGAACUGAAGGCUCAAUUCAAUUACAUUCUCGAGGAACAUAAGGCUAGAGUAGUACACCUGGAGGAACGGGUGGCAAAAGUAAAAACACGAUACUCUGUAGCCUUGCGGAACCUGGAGCAGAUCAGCGAGCAGAUCCAUGCACAGAGAAGGCGAAUCAGGGCCAGCAGGGAGCGUCCUGCAGUCUGCGGGGGGCGAAGCUCCCCUGUAGGUGCUGAGGCUGAGGUCCAAGCUGCCUUAGCGAUCUGCAUCGGGAGUAGUUGUGUGGGAAUAGAGAGCAACUGGAUGGACAAUGACAAAACCAGGCUGUGGGUGGAGAGGCACAGAGAGAGUGGCUGGGGCCAGAGGGAGCGGCUGGAGGAAGAGCAGGCCGGCUCGGACUGCAUGUCUGUCAUCAGCCUGCAGACCAUCGCCUCUGACCUGGAAAAGUGGGACUCGGUGGAGCACCUGGGUGACCUGAGCGAGGCUGGGAGCAUGCUGGGUGAGGAGUGGGACCGCAAUAGGAAGCCUAAUGAGAGGCCAAUCAGCAGGGAGGUCGUGGCAGAGGGGCCCCAGCAGGAGAGGGUCCAUCAGGAGAAGGAAGCGGCCAGUAAAGAGAAGCAGGAGAGCUUCAUCAAGCAGCACCAUAGAAGUAUUAGUAUAUGAUAGUCAGCAGGAGAAGGGAGCUGAUGAGUGAUGAGUAAUAAGGAACAUGACAAGCUCAUGAUGAGGGAUCAGAGAGGAAUUUGGCGGGGGGAGAGAAAAGCACCCUGACUGAGAGGUGGCAGAGGAACUGGAACAGUUCUGCCUGGACACUGCAGUUAGGAAUGGCAGGAAGGGUUGGUACAUCGGUCACACACUAAUGAAUCUACAUGACAGCAGAGAGCUGUUCUGCAGAGAGCACUGACUUCCCCUCCCCUCACACUAGUGCUUUGCAUUUUCUGAUCCAGUCUGUUGCCUCACACAUUGAAACUUCAACAAAAGUGCAUGAAACAAACAGCAGGCUUAGGAAAACAAAUCACUGUGGCAUACAAACAGGUAGUUUUGAAACAAUGCAAAGACAUGUUAGUGGUAAAUUUGUGUGUCUGGUUUUUAAUAUCCCUGUGGAACAUUUAAAAACGUUGUUGACAUGACAUCAACUUGUGUUUUUGCUUGAGGGAUGUAUAAAUGUACCCUUUUGUUUAAAGGGUAAUUCCACUUUGGCCAACAUUUUUAUCAGUAACAUUGGACUUAUUAACUGUUGAGAUCUGGGAACAAGAACAACACAAGAGGUCAGAUGGGUUGUAAACAAGCUAACAGUUUACUCAAAUUACCUAAAUUACCUUAAUUGGCAGUCAAAAGUAAAUUUACCUGAAAUGUCCCUAAUAAUCCUUCAUUACACAGUUAAACUGUGUGCACACAACUAUGGUAUGUAUGGUUAAACCAACAAGACACUCUGGGGUGUUUCGCUUUGUCUGAUUGUCUGACUGCCUGUGUUUCUUGAUCGGUUGGACUCCCUUUUAGUGGUGUUCCCAAAUCUCAGCAAUCAAUCUCAUAAAUAAUGAUGGUCAAGAAUAAGAUAGUAGUAGUAGUAGUAGUAGUAGUAGUUAUAGUCAUGUAAUAGUACAAAAACAUAAGAUACUUUUUAACAUAAUUUUGAUAAAACCUACCAAUGGAAAAAAAGGUACAGGCCUUAUCUUCUAUCACUAGUAUGGGUGUAAAUGAUUUUUUUUUUAUCACAAUACAAUAUUAUAUCAAUUCUUUGGACAACGAUACGAUAUUUGCUGAUAUCACAAAGUCUGCCACGAUACGAUUUUGAUUUGAGCUAGUAUUAUGUGCCCAUCUAACAUAAUCAGUUACAGAUGAACCCUUUUUGCAUUGUCACUCUUGGCCGUGCUGAGUAAAGCCAUGCCUCACCAA
This is a messenger RNA of Epinephelus lanceolatus (giant grouper), 2849 nucleotides long. Lineage: Eukaryota; Metazoa; Chordata; Actinopteri; Perciformes; Serranidae. The record is from RefSeq and is a predicted model, not a curated record.